AAAAUAGCCAGGGAACCAACCCAAUAGGAGGCUUGUCCACUGAGAAGGAGAGAGGGAGGGAGAGGAAGAGAGAAGAGGAAGAGAGAGAACAAUGAAGGCAGGUGUGGGACUCUACUCUGCCCUGGUGCUCUGUCUCCUGAUGGGGGCAGUGUUCUCCCAGAGACCACGACCUAAGAAACCUCCUAAGCCUCCUAAGGCCACCAAGCGCCCCUCCUUCAAGCCUGACCCGCCACCUGAUGAACUGGAACCCCAGGAGCCCACAGACUUCCCCCCUCCCAUCCUUGGCCCCCCCUCCAUGUUCCCUGACUGUCCCCGUGAGUGUUUCUGCCCCCCCUCCUUCCCCAACGCCCUCUAUUGUGAGAACCGGAACCUCCGUACAGUCCCAGUGAUCCCGUCGAGAGUCCACUACCUUUACCUGCAGAACAACUACAUCUCUGUGGUAACAGCGGAACCCUUCAACAACGCCACCGAGCUGCGAUGGGUUGACAUGGCCAACAACCGCAUAAAAAAAGUGGACAAGCAGGUGUUUGAGAAGGUACCCGGUCUGCUGUUUCUCUACAUGGAUAGGAACCAGUUGAAGGAGGUUCCUCAUGACCUGCCAGCUGGGUUGGAGCAGCUCAGACUCAGCCACAACCAGAUCUCCAAGAUCCCCUCUGGAGCUUUCGGCAAGAUGGAGCACCUCGCUCUGCUUGACCUGCACCACAACAAGUUGAGUGACAGUGACAUGGGGAAGAACACUUUUAAAGACCUGAAGAACCUGGUUCAGCUGAACUUGGCCCACAACAUCCUGAAGAAGAUGCCAGCUAACAUCCCCAACGGCAUCACACAACUAUUCCUGGACAGGAACAACAUCGACGACAUCCCUAAGGACUACUUCCAAGGCUUCUCCAACCUGGCGUUUGUGAGGCUCAACUACAACCAGCUAAGUGAUAAGGGAGUACCUAAGGCUGUGUUCAACGUUUCCACCCUGCUAGAUCUUCACCUGGCCCACAACCAGCUCACCUCCGUCCCCCUGUUCAACCCCCAGCUGGAGCACCUGCAUCUCAACCACAACAGCAUUGAGAGUAUUAACGGGACCCAGCUGUGUCCGUUCAGUCUGUCCUCUGAGAGUCUGACUGAUGAGGCUCUUAUGCCCAGACUCAGGUACCUGCGUCUGGAUGGGAACCAUCUGAGUCCUCCUGUCCCUCUGGACAUCAUCAUGUGUUUCAGACACCUCAAGUCUAUCGUCAUCUAGAGUCAGGCCUGGACUUAGUACACACACACACACACACGCACACACACACACACACACACACACACACACACACACACACACACAGUCAGCAAAUGGCAGCAAACGCAUGCAGAUGCACGCAAGGCCACACACAGACACGCAAACACGCUGAAUUGGACACAAACAGACAUGCGUGCACAAAGGCAGUCACACGCACAUGCACAACAACACACGCACACACACAACCACAUAACACACACACUAGUAUUUUAGAUGGGUGAAAUGGUGCCAGAUAACCUGAGUAAAAUGCUAACUGUAUGGCUUUGACAACUUCAGGAAUAUUUCACAGCUGAAAGAUUUUAAAGCGUCAAUACAAAUAUUUAUAAAACUACGUCUUUGGAGCAUGGAUGUAUCUGCAGUUACAGUAAGAUAGGAGUUGUUUUAUCUGUAAGUUGUGUUUAUAAUAUUAAGGCAGUAUAAGUACCAUAGAAUAAUGGAACAAGUGGCGGAUGAAAAAUAAAGGUACAUUGACUGACAUGCUACAAAUAUAGUGUAGUUACGAUUAGGGUAUGAUUACUCUUUGCACAUUAUGAAUGUACUGUAACACCACAUCUGGGGUAGGAGAGGAGCAUAACAAUGGCCAAUACACAGGUAAGGCAUUUGGUGAAUGAAAAACAGGUUAAAAACGUGACUACCAUGUAGUUUAAAAUGUCCUCGGUGUAUCUGUGUUUUUGAGGUACUUUGUAUAAAAGUAAUUGUAUCCCUGUUUGUUUUGUAUAAAGCAGUUCUGUACAAAUAAAAUAAAUAAAAUGCGCUCUUGGGCUAAUCAUG
Messenger RNA from Coregonus clupeaformis (lake whitefish), 2044 nucleotides. RefSeq names its product proline/arginine-rich end leucine-rich repeat protein. The transcript is spliced from 7 exons. The record is from RefSeq and is a predicted model, not a curated record. Gene Ontology annotation, molecular function: protein binding. The coding region runs from base 92 to 1234 and encodes 380 amino acids. NCBI's taxonomy places the organism in Eukaryota, Metazoa, Chordata, Actinopteri, Salmoniformes, Salmonidae.